Macadamia integrifolia is the source of this 2054-nucleotide messenger RNA. RefSeq names its product ABC transporter G family member 10. NCBI's taxonomy places the organism in Eukaryota, Viridiplantae, Streptophyta, Magnoliopsida, Proteales, Proteaceae. Bases 101 to 1918 code for a protein of 605 amino acids. Gene Ontology annotation, molecular function: ABC-type transporter activity; ATP hydrolysis activity; ATP binding. The record is from RefSeq and is a predicted model, not a curated record. The transcript has a single exon. Gene Ontology annotation, cellular component: membrane.
CAUCUCCUCCAAUAUCCCCUUUCUUCACCUCUUUCCUCUCAUCACCACCCCCUUACAUCUCUCUCCGACACUUCUUCUCCUUCACUCUCUCUCCUUCUCCAUGGAAUUACCCAUCAAGGCCACCGGUUCCCCCGGCGGUGGCCAGAAAAUUCAGUAUAGGAUAGAAACCAAGAAACUCUCUUACCAGUUAUGUCCACCGGUCCAUGAACUCAACUGGGUCUCCUGUUGUGGAACCUCAAAUGGUUCUGUAAGGCAAAGAUACAUUCUGAAGAAUGUAGAUUGUGUAGCAAAUCCUGGAGAGAUCACAGCCAUUGCUGGUCCUAGUGGAGCUGGGAAGACCACACUUUUGGAGGUCCUUGCAGGGAUGGUCCCACACAGUAGGAUCUCAGGUCGUGUUCUAGUCAAUGAUCGGCCAAUGAAUUCUCAAAGUUUCCGGCGAAUUUCGGGUUAUGUCACCCAAGAUGAUGCUCUCUUCCCUCUGCUUACAGUUGAAGAAACACUUCUUUACAGUGCUCGUCUAAGGAUAUGUGGUGAUCUUAGUGUUGCUGUGGCAAGAGUGAGAGCUCUAAUUAAGGAGCUUGGGUUGGAGCGAGUUUCUGGGUCUAGAAUUGGUGGAGAUUGCUCUCGUGGUAUCUCCGGCGGCGAGAAGCGGCGUGUCUCAAUUGGUGUUGAAGUAGUCCAUGACCCAGCGGUGCUUCUGAUCGAUGAACCAACCUCAGGAUUGGACUCUGCUUCGGCCUUUCAUGUUACAAAUCUACUUAAAUCUAUGGUGGUUAAUCAAGGUAAGACAAUUGUCUUAACUAUCCAUCAACCCGGGUUUCGAAUUCUUGAGCUUUUCGAUCAAAUUGUAUUGCUAUCGAAUGGAAUUGUUCUUCAUCAUGGGUCUUUGGAUCUUCUUGAAGAGCAGCUUAAGAUCUCUGGCCAUUGUAUUCCUCGGCAUGUCAAUGUGCUUGAGUUUGCCAUUGAUGUCACAGAGACCCUUGUUGUACAGAGCUGUUUGGUUACUGAAGAUCAAGAUAACAAGGAAGAAGGACUAGAGAAACAAGAAAAUAAAUUCUUCUAUCCAAAUUCGCGAUUCGAGGAGGUUUUAAUUCUAGGCCAGAGAUUCUGCAACAACAUAUUUAGGACAAAGCAGCUAUUUGCAGCAAGAACCAUCCAAGCUUUGGUGGCUGGGUUUGUCCUGGGGACCAUAUUCAUGAAUGCUAGGAAUAAGAAUGGCCAGAUCAGUUUACAGACUCGAUUGGGAUUCUUUGCUUUCACUCUCACAUUCUUGCUUUCCACCACAACUGAAGGGCUACCAAUUUUCUUACAAGAGAGGAGGAUUUUGAUGAGAGAGACUUCUAGAGGAGCUUACAGAGUAUCUUCCUAUGUCAUAGCCAACACCCUAGUUUUCCUUCCUUUCCUAUUAACUGUUGCUCUUCUUUACACCACCCCUGUAUACUGGUUAGUGGGGUUGAGAAGGGAUAUUGAUGGGUUCCUCUACUUCUCUUUGGUGGUUUGGUUGGUGGUGCUGAUGGCCAAUUCAUUUGUGGCUUGCUUCAGUGCUCUGGUGCCCAAUUUCAUCAUGGGGAGCUCCUUGAUAGCAGGGUUUAUGGGUUCGUUUUUUCUCUUCUCUGGGUAUUUUAUAUCAAAGAAGAAUAUACCCUGUUAUUGGAUUUUCAUGCACUACCUUAGUUUAUUUAAGUAUCCAUUUGAGAGUUUCUUGAUAAAUGAGUAUGGUGGGGAGAAGGGGAGGGUAAGGUGUGUGCAAAGUGUGGAAGAAAUUUGUGGUUUGUAUGGGGAUGGGUUACUGAGGCAGCAAGAGUUGAAAGAGUCACAGAAAUGGAGCAAUUUAGGGGUGAUGUUAGGUUUCAUUUUUGGCUACAGAGUUCUUUGUUUUCUGAUUAUGUGGUACAGAUGCUGCAGGACCAGAAAUUAAGAAGUCUCCGUCACUCAUUGAUAAAAUAAAGAGGGGAAAAAAAUAUAUAUAAAUUGUGAUUUCCCCUUGCCUUGAUUUUCUUUAUGAUGAUUAUAAAGUAGUUUAUGAUUAUUUUUUUUUCCACAAAUAUUACCUG